AUGAAUUUUGACCAACUGAGAGCAUCAACAAUAGCGUCCUUUCUGACUCAGCUGCUAUUUGAAGAAGCCUAUAGUCCAUCUCGGGUAUUGCUUCUUGGUCCCUCCAUCACCAUGGUGUAUGCCCUCAGCAUUUGGUUCACCUAUGCCCUCUCUCAUGAGUUUGGGUGGAUCUCCAGCAUUCCGCAAGUCCUAUUUCCACCCUUGGCGAUUCAACUGGCAGCGGUGGCAGCUGCCUGGAAGACUGUUGUUGACAAUAAUCAAGUAGAUCCAGACAUGAUUUAUCGAUACAAUGUCUUUUUUUGGAUCCUGUCGAUCCAUCAGCUGUAUCAUCUACGACAAUCCCUUGUGGUGGGGAUUCCCACAUCCAAGAUUCCUUACUAUGGUGGAAAACACUUGAAGGGACAAACCAUUCUCGUGACGGGUGCCAAUGCGGGGAUUGGCAAGGAAACCGUCUAUCAAUUGUCCUGCAUGGGAGCCAGGCGCAUCGUCUUGCUGUGUCGGUCGGAGAAGAAGGGAAAGCAAGCCGAAUGGGACAUUCGCAUGAAACUGUCGACCCAACCACCCUAUGAGCAUGGGAACGAUACCGAAUUGAUUGUCUGCCAAUGUGACUUGAGUGACUUUGUCUCUAUUCGAACUGCAGUGCACCAUAUAAAAACAAACAAAAAGAUUGAAACGGUGGAUGUGAUCAUCAACAAUGCAGGAUUGGUCAUGGGGACACAUUCUAAAUCAAAGGAUGGAUACGAGCUCAUGAUGCAAGCGAAUUAUCUAGGACAUUUUCUCUUGACCCAACUACUGAUACAAGAAAAACUGUUGAAUCCGGAAAUAAGCGACGGUGAUGAUCCAUCAUCAAGGCCCCCUCGAGUCAUCAACUUGACGUCGUCCACGUUCAAACUAGUGGGCAAGGAGGGAUUUGAUUUUGACGACAUGUUCUGCGAAAAAGGCCGAAAAUAUACCAUGUUUGGCCAAUACAGCCAGACCAAACUCGCGAAUGUCUUGUAUACCAAAGAACUAUCAAGGAGGUAUCCCAAGUUGCUGGCCUACGCCGUCCAUCCUGGCAUUGUUCGAACCAAUGUCACCUCCAACAUGAGUUGGUACCUACGAGUCCCCAAUGCCAUUUUCUCCUGGUACAUUGCUGCCAUGCAAAAGACACCGACUCAAGGAGCCUAUAGCAGCGUGUAUUGUGCCGCAGCCUUUGUCGACAAUUUGCCUCCCAGCGGAUCCUUGGUGCACAAUUGCCAUCACCACGCGGACGACGCGGCCACAACUCCGGCUUCGGAAUCAAUUCCUGAUGCCAAGCGGUUAUGGGAGGUCAGUGAGCAUCUUACUGGAUUAAACUUCAAGAAGACUAAUUAA
Cylindrotheca closterium is the source of this 1353-nucleotide messenger RNA. Lineage: Eukaryota; Bacillariophyta; Bacillariophyceae; Bacillariales; Bacillariaceae. The record is from the annotation of a GenBank genome assembly.